Pyrgilauda ruficollis (rufous-necked snowfinch) is the source of this 1324-nucleotide messenger RNA. RefSeq names its product beta-1,4-galactosyltransferase 7 (gene B4GALT7). The record is from RefSeq and is a predicted model, not a curated record. NCBI's taxonomy places the organism in Eukaryota, Metazoa, Chordata, Aves, Passeriformes, Passeridae. The coding region runs from base 1 to 981 and encodes 326 amino acids. The transcript is spliced from 5 exons. Gene Ontology annotation, molecular function: xylosylprotein 4-beta-galactosyltransferase activity. Gene Ontology annotation, biological process: proteoglycan biosynthetic process; carbohydrate metabolic process.
AUGGCUCUGCUUGAGCAGGGAGGUCCACCGUGCGCUGACCCCGCUCCAUCCCGCAGGUCCCCGCCGCUCCUGCGGCUCUUCCCCGGCCGGCUCUCCGCCUUCCCGCUGUUCCUGCUGGCGCUGCUGCUGGGCUUCGCUUCGCUGCUCUGGCUCCAGCUCAGCUGCUCGGGCGAGGGGCCGGCGCCGGGCGGGCAGCACCGGGGGGUUCCCCGGCAGCCCUGCCCGCCCCCCGCGCCGCUGCAGCCCCCCGAGGAGGAGCCGUCGUGGGGGCCGCACCGGCUGGCGCUGCUGGUGCCCUUCCGAGAGCGCUUCGAGGAGCUGCUGGCCUUCGUGCCCUACAUGCAUCGCUUCCUCAGCAAGAAGAGGAUCCGCCACCGCAUCUUCAUCCUCAACCAAGUGGAUCAUUUCAGGUUUAACAGGGCAUCCCUGAUCAACGUGGGCUUCCUGGAGAGCGGCAACGACACCGACUACAUCGCCAUGCACGACGUGGAUCUCCUGCCCCUCAACGAGCACCUGGACUACAGCUUCCCAGAGGCAGGGCCUUUCCACGUGGCAUCCCCCGAGCUGCACCCGCUCUACCACUACAAGACCUACGUGGGUGGCAUCCUGCUGCUCACCAAGCAGCACUAUGAGUUGUGCAAUGGCAUGUCUAACCGCUUCUGGGGCUGGGGACGAGAGGACGAUGAGUUUUAUCGACGUAUCAAAGGAGCUGGUCUCCAGGUUCGUCGUCCCUCUGGAAUCACAACUGGAUACGAGACUUUCCAGCACCUGCAUGAUCCAGCCUGGAGGAAGAGAGACCAGAAGCGCAUCGCUGCGCAGAAGCAGGAGCAGUUCAAGGUGGAUCGGGAGGGAGGCCUGAACAACGUGAGGUACAGAAUCGAGUCACGGACAGAUCUGAGCGUGGCAGGAGCCCCUUGCACCGUCCUUAACAUCUUGCUGGACUGUGACACAAACGAGACCCCCUGGUGCACGUUUGGCUGAGCCCGUCCCCCGUGCCAAUCGUGUGCUCUGUGCUGGUGCCAAGGCUCCCUGGCUGCCGUGCAGCUGCCUGGAGCAGGCAGGAUUUGGGUGGAUGAGCAUGGCAGUGCUGGCGAGACACAGAGGAGCAGAAGAGGCUGAGAACUGGACUUUGCUGGGAGCAGCAGAAGAGGCUGAGAGUGGGACUCGCUGCUGUCGCUGCAGGUGCUGGUGCUGCCUCCCAGGGCAGGUGCAGGAGGUGGCUUUCCUGUGCUGGACAUGGCUGAGCUGCCACGCAGCUCAGAGGACAAUAAAGAACUGUCAGGGCGCCUGUGAGUUGUGAAUGCCCUGGGCUGUGCUGGCACUA